Peronospora matthiolae is the source of this 3987-nucleotide messenger RNA. NCBI's taxonomy places the organism in Eukaryota, Oomycota, Peronosporomycetes, Peronosporales, Peronosporaceae. The record is from the annotation of a GenBank genome assembly.
AUGGAGCUCGAGGUUGGCGCGCGCGUCACAUUUGGCGCCAACAAGUCGGGCAUUGUGCGGUUCGUAGGCGAGACGGACUUUGCCAGUGGCCAGUGGGUCGGCAUCGAGCUCGAGCGGCCGGAGGGCAAGAACAAUGGCGAGCUCAAUGGCCGCGUCUACUUUACGUGCGCCCCGAGCCACGGACUCUUUGUCAAGCACUCGAUGGUGCGCUCGGUCGUCUCUCCGUCGCCUGUGAUUGGCUCGCACACGUCGCAGACUCGUCAACCAGUGGCUACAAAGGCAAGCUCUCGGGUUUUGGAACCCAAGCCGCGGACGUCGGUGGUAGUAGCGCCAAGUACGCGGUCCAAUGUCUCGCUGAUGGCGGCCGCGGCGAGGUCGAGGCUGUCGCUCGAUCGACGUACGUCGGAUAGCAGUCGCAUGUCUGGGAGUGGAGUUACGACGGAGGACCAAGUGACAGCAGCAGCGGUGCGGAUCGCGCAGCUGGAAGAGGCGCUGGAGCAGAAGAACCGACAGCUGGAGCAGCUGCGACAAAGUGUGACAGUGAUGAAGGAGGCGGCGGCAGCAGCGGCAGGUGAUGGUACCAUGUCCGUACAGCUGGUGACAGAGCAGCAAGGACAGGAGAUGCAGGUGGCUGGAGAGCUCAAGAACCAAGUGGAUGCAGAAGGAGACGAGAUGAUGGAAGAAAGCGACGAUAAUGGGCCAAACGACGAUGGGAAGCUGACGCUGCCAGCGACGGCAGCGUUGCAGGAAGAGCGGGUGCAUGAGAUUGAGCACAUUCGGGAAGAGGCAGAGGAGCACGUGCGAGUCGUGCGUGCAGAGCUGGCAGAUCAUAUUGGGCAGUUGCAGAAGCAGCAGGAGAUGCAGCUUGAGGAACUACGGCGUGAGAAUACGAUGCAAGCUUCAGUAGUGAGUGCGCUGGAGGCGGAAGUAGCACAGCAGAAGGCGCGGAUUGCAGCAUUUACAGCUGCUGAGCAGAAAAAGGCAGAGGAAGUGGCGAUGGCUGUGGCCAAGUCAAGCUCGGGUGCUCGCAAGGUGGAAGCGCUUACGAAACAGGUGGUGGAGCUGCAGGAUAUGAUUGAGAUGAUGACGUUGGAGCGAGAGACCGCCGAGAUGGACAAGGAAAUUGCGGAAGAGCAUGCUGAAGAGCUGCAGCAGGAAGUGGAGAAGCUCAAAGCUGCAAUGGCGCUAUCGGCGACGACAGGACCUGACUACUCUGAGCAAUGUGCUGCUGGCGCUGGAGAGUUGGCGGACGAGAACCAGAAGCUCCGAGCGGCGGUUAAGAUGCUGCACGAGCGCGGGUCUGAGGAAAAAGCCGAGCUUAGCAAGAAGUUGCGACAGGCUCAGCGUGAAAAUGCGGAACUCGUGUCAUUGCGGGAGGAAGUGGAAGAAUUAACGACUAAGAAAAGUAAGCUCGAAAACGAAGCGGAAGAGCUGAAGGAGAUGCUGGACGUUGCGAACGCGUACGAAUCGAUGGUGGAAGACCUUACAGAGAAAAAUCUGACUCUGGGUGAGAAGCUUGCCGAGCUAGAGACCACUGUGCAGUCGCUUGAAUCGUUGCGUGAAGUCGAUCAGGAAAUGGAACACCAGCAUACGGAGUAUGAAGCAGAGCUGCGAGAUGAAAUCGACUCGCAGCGUGCAGCGCUACAGGAGUUGAAACAGGCGGCGUUGAAUCAGAAGGUUGUCUUCGAGGAUAAGGAGCGCACCAUUGCUCGCUUCCGUGAUCUUGCGCACGGCCACCGGGAAGAGAUUGCGCAGCUGAAGGCAAAACUUCGUGAUGAGAGUGGUGCUGUGGAGUCGCUGAAGGACACGGCACAUCUGGCGCUUAACCAAACCAUGGGGCUGCGCACACUGGUAGCAACGGCACGCGAGCACGAGAUCGAGGCAGCAAAGCAGAAGAUUACAUCUGACCAGGCAAGGCUGGAGAUAUCGUUUUUGCGCGCUGUGGUGCCUAACUCAAUUUUUUCCGAAGCUGACCAAAAGGUACUUUGCGUCCGGUUGACGCUUGGGCGUAUUGCUGGCAAGGUCGACAUAUUGUUACACCACUUGAACAAGGAGUUGGAUACAGCCGCACGUCAGCAAACUGUAAGUGACCAGCAGGAGGGGGAGAAGAACGAGAGUGUGUCCGGUGCGGUAGUCUGUGUCGAGCACUUGAUACUGGGCGAUAGGCUGGCGGCGGUCUCGUGUCAAACAAAGGAAGAUCUGUUUAUGCUCGAGUGUCACCUGACCACAGAGGAAGAAUUUGCCGAGGGCUGCUCAGCGCUUGACACUUCACACACAGCUGCGUUGGAGAGUGUGCUGGAUUCAGCGCUUUCAGCUUUUUCCGAGGGUGCCUUUUUGAAUGGCUCCCGCAGUAGCAGCGACGCUGCGUCAUUGUACGACCGCCUCUUUCAAACUUCAGAGGAAUGGCACAGUAGUCGCGUUGUCCAGGUAUCUUCAGCUACGGGUGCCGAGAGCUUUGGUGCCCGCUGUGCUGUGGUAAAGCUGCGUGCGAGAAAAAGCGUGGCCAAGCUGGCGUUUUCGAUCUCAUCGAUGGUGACUUUCUUGCGCACCACGAAGAGCGUGCUGGCAAGUUCUGAGCCGUCUAAUGAAGAACAAGCAAGCAUGCUGCGCACAGAAUUGAUGCCGGUGCUAGACAAGUGUUUGGGAGAGCUACUCUCGCUACUGAAUGUCGCGCAGCUGUUCUAUCGCCGCGCAGAGAUUGACCUGGCGGCUUCGGACGAUGACCUCGAUGGACUCGUGGCGGCGGGCGGUGAAGUGGUGACUUCCAUUCAUAAUUAUGGUGUAGAGGCACAGUCAUUGCUUGCUGCGCUGCAGUCGCAUCUUGACCAAGACGGUUCACCGGUGCAUGGAAUAUCGGCAGAAGAGCUGAUGCAAUUUACGCAGCAGGGCGUAUACGACCAUGUUGUGGCGUUCAAGGAAAAGCUGGCUAUACUGUACAAGCUGGUGUGUCGCGGUGCCUUUACUGAUGCAGUGGCUCCUCGUAGUCGCAACGAACCCGCGUAUAGUGCUAAUGGGCGUCCCCAGUGGCGUAUCCGAGCGCAGGCCAUUCAUCAAGAGCUAGUAGACGCGUCAGCUCUUCGGAGUAACUUGGCAGAAAUGACCGAGCUGUGCAACACGUUGCAUCAGCGUAUUCGCGAAUUCGAGCGUGCAGACAGCCAGCACCGUGUAGUAGCACAGAAGCUGGAAAGUCAAGUGCUGCAACUGACUGACGGCAUGGCAGCAGCGAUAAGCGAGAAGACACACUUGGAAUCACAGCUUUCGAAGGAGCGCGAGCAGUUCGUUGUUGCGCUGGACGAGUCGAAUAAAGAGAAGACGUUACUGAGCUCUUUGAACCGGGAUUUGCGCAAGCAACUGAAGCGCACGAGUAUUGCAAAGGACGGAAGUGGCGGCAAUGCGGUCACAAAGGAGUCGGUGCCGAGUGCAAUCGAUGCGGAAGCUUUCCAGCGUGCUUUUCAUCAACUGCACACAGAGCUGCACAGGGUGCGUUCUGCGCUGGCAAAAGAGCGAUUGGAGAGGUUGCUAGGGUCAAGUGCUGGUCUAAACACACGCCCGUCAUCGGUGUCAACGAAAUCGGAUCGUUUGGCAAAGUCACUCACGGAGGUUGCGGCAUUCUCGCGACAGGUGAAGGCUCAACUGUCGAUGCCGCGUCUGGUCGAUCUCAAGCAGGCUGCUUCUUCCUCGGGGUCGUCUGCGCGCGCUCAAUUGACGGCGAAGAAGUUGCAGCAGUCACGCCUGCAGCGAGACUUGACAGCCCUUCGUGAACGCGUCGGAGCUGCGGUGCGCGACGAUGGAUGGGGUGAUGAAGUGACAAACGCUAUCACGCGUGGCGAACGGGUGUUUGGUUGGCAGCCACCGAAGGUGGCGCGUCCACCCGUUUUUAUGGUACGCGUGAAGCUCGGCAGCAGUUCAGCUACGGAUUUGCCGUCUGUGCAGCUCGUGUUGAACCAGCCGGAAGUGAAAUACCUGUCGGAUGCUUUGAUGUGCUGA